This is a messenger RNA of Acanthosepion pharaonis, 816 nucleotides long. NCBI's taxonomy places the organism in Eukaryota, Metazoa, Mollusca, Cephalopoda, Sepiida, Sepiidae. The record is from the annotation of a GenBank genome assembly.
AUGUUUUCCAUAUUACUCAAAACUUUCACGCUGAAUGAAUGUGUGUUUGCUGCGCGCUUGGUGUACUUAGAUUUAUUUUCACUUUACACAAAUGUCCUUGUAAAAUAUAUUCCCGUACAAAUCAUUUUUCUCUGUGAACUUCUCUUCCUUUAUCUUCACUCUCUCUCUCUCUUCCUUUAUCUUCACUCUCUCUCUCUCUUCCUUUAUCUUCACUCUCUCUCUCUCUCUCUUCCUUUAUCUUCACUCUCUCUCUCUCUCUUCCUUUAUCUUCUCUCUCUCUCUCUCUUCCUUCAUCUUCACUCUCUCUCUCUUCAUCUUCAUCUUCCUUCAUCCUUCAUCUUCUCUCUCUCUUCCUUCAUCUUCCUCUCUCUCUCUUCCUUCAUCUUCACUCUCUCUCUUCCUUCUCUUCAUCUUCUCUCUCUCUCUCUGUUCCUCUUCACUCUCUCUCUCUCUCUCUCUUCCUUCAUCUUCACUCUCUCUCUCUCUCUCUCUUCCUUCAUCUUCACUCUCUCUCUCUCUCUCUCUGUUCCUUUAUCUUCACUCUCUCUCUCUCUCUCUGUCUGUUCCUUUAUCUUCACUCUCUCUCUCUCUCUCUGUUCCUUUAUCUUCACUCUCUCUGUUCCUUUAUCUUCACUCUCUCUGUUCCUUUAUCUUCACUCUCUCUGUUCCUUUAUCUUCACUCUCUCUCUCUUUUUACGUUAUUCAUUCACUGUCUCUCUUUUUUUUCUCUCUCUCUUCCUUUUUUGUCUCGUUCUCUUUCAUGAAUCUUUCUCUUUGUGUUUCUUCGCUGAAUGUUCGAUUAUUUAUCUGAGGUAA